Podarcis lilfordi (Lilford's wall lizard) is the source of this 5022-nucleotide messenger RNA. Lineage: Eukaryota; Metazoa; Chordata; Lepidosauria; Squamata; Lacertidae. The record is from the annotation of a GenBank genome assembly.
GAACGUAGGCCGGAAGUGCCCGCGAGACUCCCUGCGCCGCAAAGCGGAAGAGGCGGGCAGCACCGAGAGGUGGGAAGGAGCUGGUAUAAAACCCCCUCGCGCCGGCUCCGGACCUCCUUUUCCGUUUCCGGCCGUCGUCGCGAGAAGAGGGUAAGGAGUGGGCCUCGUGUUUGUCCUGGACGGGGGAAGUGGGAUUAUCCCGGUUGGAGGGGAGGGAAGAGAAUUGGGGGCAGUGAGGGCAGGUUCGGGGUCCUCUCCCGCAGUGUAUGGGCCUGAGGCCUACCAGAUAGUGGGGAGGGGAAGUUGGUUUGGAGGGGGCUGUCACGUGGCCAGUCCCUCCAUUUCAGUCUUGUAGGUUGAUUUCAAUUGUCUGGGCACAAAAAGGGCUUGUGCGUCGCCUAAUUCCUACCCUCAUUCCCGGAGGCAGCGCGCAGGUUCAUUUUACUUUUGGUAUGCGCUAAGAUUGGGCUAAUUUUUUAACAGUUAAGGGGCUCUCUCUUUCCCUUACCGUGUUGAGGAUGCUUGUCAGCUCCUGAGUCCGGUUUUUGUGUGUGUGAAAUCGUCUGUGCAUUGGUGCCUCGCUAGCUUGAGGUUCGAAUGAAUGCGUGGCAUGUUACAAAGGUAUAAUAUGACUCUGUAUGUGGUAAGGAGAAUUAAUGCAGGGUUCAUUGACCCAAUGAUGAGCUUUGAAAUAUGUCAUUCACCCGAACCCAAAUUCUUAGAAAUGUAAAUGAAAUAAAAUCAAGCAUGAAUGAUAUAUAAUCAACAUUUAGCCACCAUCAAUUGCCAUCUCUAGGAUUCCCAAAAUGUAAAAAUUAGAUAUCUUAUUAAAUACAGAGGCUUCUCAAUGGCGAGGGAGGUGCACUCUAUAUUCCCACACCCUUUUUAUCUGAGGUUCAUGAUUCCUAAGUAAUUUGUUGUUCGUUCAUUUGCACUAUCCCUUGUAAACUUCAUUUCAACCCCAAGGUCUUUAUUUACCUUCUACAUAGUCCCAUUGACCUCAGGGUGCUCAGUAUCCACCACUUUGGGAAACCCUGGUUAACAAUGUUAUAAGGGUAGAUUAUGUCUUAUGGUAAACAGCAACUCAUUUGCAGGCAUCUUCCUAAUCACAUGAUAUCAAUGUUAUUGUCCUCCUUUUAAGUUUAUAUUUCCCUUACCAUCAUUGGCUGUGUCUACUUGCUGUGACAUAUCAGGGGGAAGAAGAUACAACAGAAUUCUACUACUACCACUCACUGAUAGAAGAAGUAGUAUUUAAACAAAUAGCCUAUUCUUGAGGCCUAAUAAUUGCCUUUUGUCUACUGUAUUGUAGUGUGCUGUAUUAGGAAUCUGAUGAGCAUAGCCCCCUCUUUGUUACUACAUUUAUAUCCCACUUUUUCUCCAAGGAGAUCAAGGUGGCAUACACACUUCUCCCACCUCCAGUUCAUCUUUACAAGUGAGUGAGGUUAGCCUGAGAGAGCGAGAAAGAAUGAUUGAGUGAGUAAGUGAAGGUGAGCCACUGAGUUUCAUUGAGUGGGGACUUGGGCCUAAUCUGCCAGGUCCUAGUCCAGCAUUCUAACCACAACAGCACAUUGUCUCUUUCAUUGUGUUGGGAGAGGAGUGUGACAUUUAGAGGUACCAGGAUGUCAAGACUGGAAUAAUGUGUAAAGGAGCAUAAAAUUAGAGGGGAAAUACCUAAAGCAGGAGAGUGUGAGGACAUAGACGGAUAUUCACUGGGCUUCUGACAAUGCCAUAUUUCUUUUUCUUCUCAUUGCUUGGUCUUCUCAUCCCUAGGAUUCUGCACGAUGUCUGCCCAUCUGCAAUGGAUGAUAGUGCGCAACUGCUCGAGUUUCCUUAUCAAAAGGAACAAGCAAAUAUAUAGCACGGUGAGCUGCCCUCAAUUUAAAAAUAAAAAUCGGGAGCCUUGACCUUCUACCCUCUUUGCUGAAAAUUCUAGUCCUUAUUUCCUUCCUAAAGAACUUUGCUGAUCUAGGUUUUAUUUUCCAACAAUUCUGUUUCCCUUUUUGAAGCAAAAAAGGGGGGAGGAAUCCCUCACUUUCAAACACAUUCUUAAGCUCUCCUCUUUUACUCUUGGAACCCAGGAGUCCUAGUAACAUGUUUUCUUGUUUCUUCCAAGGAACCAAACAACCUCAAAGCCCGCAACUCUUUCCGCUACAAUGGACUGAUUCAUCGCAAGACUGUUGGGGUGGAACCUGCAGCUGAUGGAAAGGGCAUUGUUGUGGUCCUCAAGAAGCGUGCAGGUGGGUUAGCCUAGUUUAGAGCAAAAUAAUGCUGAAGAGUGAGGGGGCGGAGGUUGGGGGGAAGAGUGUGAGCAGGGUGUAAAAGAUCUGUUUAGUGAAUAAGCACUACAAUAGGGUGGUGGAAGCAGUCCCACCAGACCAUAGAAAAUUUGGUAGAGUGCCAGAGGGAUGCAGUUUUGUGGCUGGAGGGAGAGGGACUUACCCCUUUUGCCCACACUGCCUGGCUGUACCAAGUGCCCAUAUUCAUUCCAGCCAUUGUUUAAAAAUGAAAUUCUAAAUCCUUGAAAAUACGGAUUUGGGGAACAGGAAAAGUUAUCAAAAAUUAAGGUCUGCAUAUUUCUCUGUGGGGUCAUAAAAUCACCAGUGCUCUUCAACGUCUACAUGAUAUCACUUGGAGAUAGAUCAUCUGGGGCCAGGGAGUGGGUUUAUAUGCUGAUGAGACUCAUCUCUACAAUUCCAUGCCACCCUGUUCUGGGGAGGCCAGACAGUUCUGAAUCUGUGUCUGGAGCCAGUGGCAGACUGGAUGAAGGUACACAAACUGAAAUUUAAACCGGGACAAGACAACAGUGCUGUUGGGUAGGAGUUCUACUGGUUCAGGAACAGGAGGUUGUCCUGUUUUGGAUGAUAUAGCGCUUCCCAAGAUCUCCUGCAUCCGGCUUGUUGGAUGUUCACAAAUCUGCUGUGGCUUGGAGUACUUUUGCCGAAGUUCAGCUGCUUUGCCAGAUGUGCCUUACCUGAUAGUUCUGGCUAUGGUCCUACGUGCAUAUCUCAGUUUUGCUACUGCUAUGCCAUUUGUGUGGAGCUGCCUUUGAAAACCACAGAAAAACCAAUAGGUGCAGAAGGCUGCUGCGGAAAUCUUGACUGGGGCAAGCUGUUGCGAUUGUGUGGCCACUCCCCCCCCCCCUUAUGAUGUAUAUAGGAUUAAUUCUUUCAGUGUUUAAUUGUAUUUUAAUGAUCAAUAUUUCUGUGUUUUUAGCGGUUCUUGUUUUUAUCUGUAAGCCACCUUGAAUCCUGUCAAGGGAAAAGGCGGAAAAUAAAUAACACCGGGUAUACUUGCUCUCAGUCUGUUUCCCCAUGCAAUUCAAGGUGCUGAUUACAUAUAAAACCCUAUUCUGACUGCGACCAAACCCUUUGAAGGGCAAUCUCCUCUUUUGUGAAUCUUCCCAUCCUUUAAGAUCAGCCAUUGUCCCUCACUUGUGUGUGCUGCCAUCUAGAACGUGAAUUUGGACUGAAAGUCUUGAGCUGAAAAAUUAAGCUGAGCUUACUGGGUAGGUCUUAGGCAGGCCACUGUGUCUCUCAACUUCAGCUGCAAUAUGGGGUGAAAAUACUGGCCUACCCCGCGUGGUGACUAUAAUGUGGGAACCUGAGAAUCUCCAGAUGUUGCUGGACUACAUCUCCUUAUUUUGAAGGGACGCAGGUGGCGCUGUGGUCUAAACCACUGUGCCUCUUUGGCUUGCUGAUAGGAAGGUCGGCAGUUCUAAUCCGUCCAAGUGGGUGGGCUCCCAUUGCUCUUUCCCAGCUCCUGCCAACCUAGCAGUUCGAAAGCACAUCAGUACAAGUAGAUAAAUAGGUGCUGCUGCGGCAGGAAGGUAAAUGUUAUUUCUGUGCAUUCUGGUUUCCAUCACGGUGUUCCGUUGUGCCAGAAGCGGUUUAGUCAUGCUGGCCACAUGACCCAGAAAGCUGUCUGGACAAACGCCGGCUCCCUGGGCCUGGAAAGUGAGCUGAGCCCCACACCCCAUAGUUGCCUUUGACUGACUUGACUGUCCAGGGGACAUUUACCGUUUUACCUUUAUUCUAAUUAUUGACCAUGCUGACUGGGGUUGAUGGUAAGGACUUCCAAACUAUAUUCUCUUAAGUGCACUGGUGUGUCAUUUGCUAUUGCUGCUUCCAUCUUAGAGAUUCUAGGUUCUUGUUCCAUCCAUGCGACCUAACCUUUCACUCUUGCAGGCCAGCGGAAGCCAGCCACCUCUUACGAGAAGAUCACCAUCAACAAAAAUGCCCGUGCCACUCUUAGCAGCCUCCGCCACAUCAUCCGCAAGAACAACUACCGCAAAGACCUGCGCAUGGUAAGAUGAGACCCUUUGGUUUCUCCCUCUGUAGAUUUGCACUGGGAUAUAUUUAGUCUCCAUAUGGAGCAUAUGGUGGCAAUUCAUCAGAAACAAAAUGGCAUGGUAAGCUGGCAUUUUAGAGUGAAAAUUGAGAUGUUUACGAAAUCUAUCUAACGCUAUGAAUGUUCAAAGUGUGGUGCAGUCAAUGAAAAGCGCCCUUCUGUGUAAAACCAGGGUUACGAUAGCAUGUUUUGAAUUGCAAAAGACAUUGAGAAAUUGCCAAAGGGUUUCUGUUUCACUCCUGCUUUAGGAGUGAAGAUGGUUCUGCUCAUUUAAGUUGGUAGAUCUGAAAAGAGGCGGGGAGGAGAGGAGGGUAUUACAAGUUUGAGGAACAGUAUAGAAAUGAGGUGUUUCAGGAUCUGGGUUUUGUAAGAAACCGCUGGAGGUGCUUAACCUGGAAUUAACUGCUGUGCUUUGUAGCCUCAGUUUUCCAUCGGAGGCUCUUGUUGGCUCACGUCUCCUCUUAACUCUCUCUCAGGCUGCUCUGCGUCGUGCCAGUGCAAUUCUGCGCAGCCAGAAGCCGGUGGUGGUGAAGAAGAAGCGAACCCGGGCUACAAAGGCUACAUAAAACAGUUGUCAGAUUAUCCAAUAAAGGAUUAGAACCAGAACAUGGCGUUGCUGAUUGGUGUUAAUAGAUUGAAACCUGGCUUGUUUCUUCCCCAGUGAAUACAAGCCCU